Molecule: messenger RNA, 583 nt
Organism: Volvox carteri f. nagariensis
Lineage: Eukaryota; Viridiplantae; Chlorophyta; Chlorophyceae; Chlamydomonadales; Volvocaceae
Gene: nuoB12
Product: NADH:ubiquinone oxidoreductase 6.5 kDa subunit
Exons: 1
Coding region: 116-283 (55 amino acids)
Biological process (GO): electron transport chain
Cellular component (GO): mitochondrion
Source: RefSeq, a predicted model, not a curated record
UAACCUACUGUGUAAAAGUUGCUGACAGAAUUUACCUCCUCGUAAGCCACCAACACGUGAGGCUUUUCUCUGCGACUUACUGGAUUGCACGCCGCUGUUGGAAGCCGUCCCGGCCAUGCCUAAGACUGUUGGAUUCCAAUGGGAGCGUUAUGAGGCCUGGCGGCACCACCCGCUGCUGAGGUGGAACAAGAAGGACUUCUUCCCUGGGCUAGGCCUCGGUGUGGCGGCAUACCUUCUUUACGUGGCGUACGAUAAGUCGCAGCCGAAGGAAGAGCAUCACUGAAGUCGUGUUGCAAUUUUUACUGUUCGAGUUGGAUUGGACGGGUUCACAGGUUUGUCGGAGGACAUCCCGCUUGAGGCAUAAUAGGGUAUUGCAAUUUAACGGACAGAGAUAUCUCAAUGGCGUUCAUGCCGUAGAAAGGAACGCUGGAAUGGUGUAGGGUGCCGUGCUCUGAUGGGCUAGGUUUGAACCGUUGAAAUGUGUAUGAACCAUUUGGUGGUGUAACUUUUACAUGAUCUGUAGUGCAUAAGGCGUCGCUGACGCUCUGCGGAUGAACGUCACACCGUUAAAAAACCCGGAUAC